This is a messenger RNA of Babesia ovata, 273 nucleotides long. Its product is annotated as partitioning defective 3. The coding region runs from base 1 to 273 and encodes 90 amino acids. NCBI's taxonomy places the organism in Eukaryota, Apicomplexa, Aconoidasida, Piroplasmida, Babesiidae. The record is from RefSeq and is a predicted model, not a curated record. The transcript has 3 exons.
AUGGGAUCUGCCGGGCAGAGGCGCGGCCUCGCGCUCUUCGCUCGUGCUUCGGCCGACCUCAACUCAAAGAUACCCAAGCGCAUCACUUCAAAACACAACCAGAAGCCUCUAGCUCAAGUUCUGCUACCCGCUGAUUCACCAAGGUUAUGCGAGGAUAUGGGCGAAAGGCUCGCAGAUGUUCUGGUGGAUCAUAUGGCCCACGACUAUGGCCAUUACGGGCUUCUUGUCCAUCGAAGCCAUCAACACCAAAUACCUCAAAAGGAUAGGGUAUGA